This is a messenger RNA of Symphalangus syndactylus (siamang), 2592 nucleotides long. It is a transcript of the gene ZNF385D, whose product is annotated as zinc finger protein 385D. Gene Ontology annotation, molecular function: zinc ion binding; nucleic acid binding. Gene Ontology annotation, cellular component: nucleus. The record is from RefSeq and is a predicted model, not a curated record. NCBI's taxonomy places the organism in Eukaryota, Metazoa, Chordata, Mammalia, Primates, Hylobatidae.
UCAGGGAUUUCUUUCUAAUAUCCUUUUCUAUGUAAGAUAAGGACUGCAAUUCAUUAUACCAUUGGAGGAGCCGGAGGCUUUGGUAUUUCUUGACCGUUCAUCUCAAAUUUAGUGGGAGCGUAGUGUGUGUGUGUGUGUGUGUGUGUGUGUGUGUGUGUGUGUGUCGGUAGGUGGGUGUGUGUGUGGCUAUAUUAUAUUGGUGACUGGACUUUAACUAUGACACGAUGUUGGUUGCCUUUCAGGCUAAUCGUCUCUCUGUUUCAGGAGGUCAAAGAUCAUUUCAGCCUCAGUAUGCUUUCUACCUACCUACUAACGGAGGCAGCAAAUUUGGUCCUGGGCAACUGAGAGGUGACUUUUAUCACCAGUUAUUUUUCUUUACAUCUUUCUAUCAACAUAGCUCAGGGAACACUCAAGAAAUAAAAAAUUACACUUCACCAAGUACUAGCUUUCUGGGAUCUGAUCACUUCUAAGUGUAAACCUCUAUUACCCUAGCAAUGGUCCCUGGCGUUCCUUUUAUUCCUCUUAUAUAUAAACAUCACAAAAAAUAACAAACCCUCAAGCCCACAGCGAAGAGAACGCAAGCACGGCACCAUCCCUCUUCGUACUGCCGUUUUAACUUGGUAGAGGAGGUUAAAUUUUGGAGAGAAUGGUGGCAUUCAUAGGAGGGGCGGGGUAAAAGUGUUGUCUAAUUACACGUUAAUGGCAGAACUCGCCUUAACCACGUCCCUCCUGCACAGUGGUGAAUUUCUCCUGUGUGUUCCUGUGUGGAUCCCGAGACCCUUCUCGCUUUAAGAGAGCCUCCCGCGCCCCUCACUCCGCCCCUUCCCAAGUCUCUGGGCUCGUCAAAGCUUCCCGAGAGCCAUGGUUGGUCCAGGCAGGCAAUCGGAGCACCUCACGGAGCGGCUGCUAACCCGGGGUGGGGUGGGGUGGGGUGGAGGGGUCUGUUUGUAGUACUCUCAGUCCUGAUGUCACAGGCGCGGCAAGGACAUCGCAAGGAGGAGUCGGAUUACAGUAAGGAUGGGCAGUGCAGCAGGCAGCCCGAGCGCACUCUCCAGCCGCCGGGGAUCUUAGCCCUGGAAAGGCAGCCUGCAAGGCGCUCAUCCCGCGGAGGAGGCACGCUCUCGGCGCUCACUGCUCUCCACGCCGGGGACAUUUCCACCGAAUGUAGCAUGAAACGGCUCUGCUCUGCAUGCCAGCCUUGGGUGAGAGCUGAUGCUGAAGACACCGCGGUGGGAUUCCAGCUGUCUGAUUAAUGAGAAACAUAAUGUAUUUUGGUGGUACAUGCCAGAGUCCUGCUCUCCCAGCCCUUGUCCGUCCACCAGCCCCUCCUUUGCAACCAUCGCUGGAUAUUAAACCAUUUCUUCCCUUUCCUCUUGACACUGCAGCUGCAGUCAACCUCUUCCCCAAUUUCAAUGCGAUGGACCCGAUUCAGAAAGCUGUAAUAAACCAUACAUUCGGGGUUCCUCUUCCCCAUCGAAGAAAGCAAAUCAUAUCAUGCAACAUUUGCCAGUUGAGAUUUAAUUCUGAUAGCCAGGCUGCGGCCCACUACAAAGGCACGAAACAUGCCAAGAAGCUCAAAGCACUGGAAGCCAUGAAAAAUAAGCAGAAAUCUGUAACUGCCAAGGACAGCGCAAAGACUACCUUCACUUCCAUCACUACCAAUACCAUCAAUACCAGCUCUGACAAAACAGACGGUACUGCAGGGACACCAGCAAUAUCAACGACAACAACUGUGGAAAUCCGCAAAAGCAGUGUUAUGACAACUGAGAUCACCUCUAAAGUGGAAAAAAGCCCAACGACAGCCACUGGCAAUAGCUCAUGUCCUUCUACUGAGACUGAGGAAGAAAAGGCAAAACGGCUUCUUUACUGUUCGCUGUGCAAGGUUGCUGUCAACUCUGCCUCGCAGCUGGAGGCGCACAACAGUGGUACUAAGCACAAAACCAUGCUAGAAGCCCGGAAUGGAAGUGGCACUAUCAAAGCCUUUCCUAGGGCAGGAGUGAAAGGCAAAGGACCUGUUAAUAAAGGAAACACAGGCCUCCAAAAUAAAACAUUUCACUGUGAAAUCUGUGAUGUGCACGUCAACUCAGAAACGCAACUUAAACAGCACAUUAGCAGUAGAAGGCACAAAGACAGAGCUGCUGGGAAGCCCCCGAAACCUAAAUACAGUCCUUACAACAAACUACAGAAGACAGCACAUCCACUGGGGGUAAAAUUAGUAUUUUCAAAAGAACCUUCAAAGCCAUUGGCUCCACGAAUUCUACCAAAUCCUCUGGCAGCUGCAGCAGCCGCAGCAGCAGUGGCAGUGAGUUCCCCCUUCAGUCUUCGAACUGCUCCAGCAGCAACACUGUUCCAGACUUCCGCGCUUCCUCCAGCACUCCUGCGGCCAGCUCCUGGACCCAUUCGGACCGCCCACACGCCUGUGCUGUUUGCUCCUUACUAAAUUCCAAAUAGGAGUAACUGUACUGCAAUAAUUUUUCAAAAAACAAAAAACAAAACAAACAAAAGAGAACUAUGCAGUGUUUAUUUAUAGUUUAAAGUAUAUCUGAAGAGCCAGGACUUUUGAUAGUGAAUUGAAAAGGUUAUAAAAAAGGG